CGGGUUGUGUUAGGGUCUUCUGGAUUUACGAUGUGCUUGCUCUGUCUACUUUCAAUCAAAUCAGGCAACUUCGAUACUCGGCACAGUUUAUACUCGGUCUCUGCGGUUUAGGCUUCCACGGGGAUUUUAGAAAGAGUAUCUGGUUUGCUUAACUUGCUUAUCAAAAAUAAUUUAGUAACCUAGAUUAAGCAAUGAUGUGCGCUGAGUAAUACCAGCGUCAAUUUUAAACAAGCUAGCUAACUUUAACAGAAAAGUCUCAAUUUUAGCAAACGUCUGACAUUGAAAAUUUAAUAUUGAACAGUUUUUCGGACUUAACAAAACGCAUGUUAACAUAAUAAUCGGUUAACCAACACUGGACGGUAAUGUCGCUGUUUUGCACAAUUCGUUGAGAAUGAGAAACUAGCAUUCUUGCUAUAACAUCAUCGAAAAUUUCUAGCUAGCUGGCUAGCAACCCACAAACGAUUUACUCUAUUUGUAAUACUACGAAGCAAAAACAAUUACGAAUAUUAUUAGCUACGAGUAGUAUGUAGAAGUUUCGUGAGGAUCAGGUUAUCCAAGUUUGGCACUGCCUAUUCUGCUCUCAUGUCUGAAGAGUUGAUUAUUGUGGAGUGGGCAGAGACUACCACCAACCCAUCUGCAGUUUUUCCUGACAGCACUGUCGAAAAUAUGGCGAACACUGUGGUAGAGGAGGAUUACCCAUCACAUAACAUGAUCAUCCAUUGUGAGGAGUGUGAUGCCUCUAACAAAGACCAGAGCGACAACCAAGGUAGCCUGGCCUUCAUGCUGGACUCUCCCACUCCAAUGGGUAUACCGCAGAGGGCACUGCUCACUCUACCUCAUGGGCUGGUGGUGGGCAGGUCCAGUAUUACCGGGGCAGGUCUGGGAGUCUUGAACCUGGGGCCAACUUUACUGCCAGGAAUGCACUUCGGCCCAUAUGAAGGGGAGGUGACUACAAGAGACAGAGCCCUUAAAAGUGACUAUUCCUGGGAGGUCUGGAACAGUAAGGGUGAAUCUGAGUAUAUCGAUGCUGCAAGAGACACUCAUUCCAACUGGUUGAGGUAUGUUAACUGUGCUCGUAAUAAAAAGGAGGCUAAUCUUGUAGCACUCCAGUACAGGGGGGUGGUUUUCUUCCACUGCUGUCGCUCAGUCCUCCCGGGUGAAGAGCUCUUGUUUUGGCCUGGAGCUGAAUACAUUGACAGGUUUAAGGACCCCUCUGACCAAAUCUGGCUCAGAAACUGCACUCCUUCAGAGUUGAGGACAGGCUUGUCAUCCCAGGUUUUCCUCUGCCGUCAGUGCCAGCUUUCUUUUACCACAGAGUCUUAUCUCCAAAGACAUACCAAGCAGUCCCACCCUGUGGACCUGUUUUUGUGUGAGCCUGACAAUCACCAUUGCAGUGCUACAAAGAAGCCAGACCCUGAAGCAGCUUUGGAAAGCGGUUUGGCCUACAAGUGCCCUCAAUGUCCGAAGAGCUUUAAGCAGAAAGGCCAUGUCCAGAGGCACCUGCAAACUGUCCACUCCAAGGUGAAGCCGUACUGCUGCAUCCACUGCAGGCGGUGCUUUGCUCAACUGUCUUGUCUAGCCAGGCACCAGAUACGAGUUCACAGAAAGAAGCAUGCAGAGGACCAGGAGCUCAACCCCCCUGCCUCUGACAGUCCACGUAUAACAACCUCUGUCUUGUUCCCUUGUCCUCACUGCCCAUUUUCUUCCUCUAUGAAAAGCAGCCUUUCUCAGCACAUGAGGAGGCAUAGCCAAAGAAGGACGAAGGUUAUUCAAAUACAAGCAUCUGUAGAGGUCAGAGGGGAAAUUAAUGCCAAUCCUGAACUUCCUGAACCCUCCUUAGUUGCUCUACCUACAGAGACCGAGACGGAUGAACCCCCUGAACCCUCUUUAGGGGCUCCACCAACACAGACAAAUGAGCUGGCGCAAACCGGCGAAGAGGCCUACAGCUGCUCUCAGUGUGGAAAGAUGUUCAAGCAUAAGGGCCAUGUCCAGAGGCACAUGCGAGCCGUACACUCCAACGUCAGGCCAUACUGCUGUCUCCAGUGUAGGAAGUGUUUCGCUCAGGGGUACGAUCUGGCCAGGCACCAGACUCGAGUUCAUGGAAAGAAGAAGAAACAGGAAAAAGCUUCGGUACAGCUUGGAGGGGAGAGUCCGGCAUCCUCCAAUGACCUGCCUUCAGGUACCCAGGCAGGGAGAUCUCCCUCUCAAAGACUGAAGAACCUCCGGGUGAAAUCCUCCAGGAUGUCCAUGGCCAAAAUGAAGGCAAACUCACUGAAACAAAGACACGCCAGUAACAAGGAGAAGAUUCAUUCAAGCUCUACAGACACAGCGGACGUAGAGGAGGAAGAUGUAGAAGCGGAGGCACGGUACAGCUGCACAGAGUGUCUGAGAAGCUACAGCAACGCAGAGUCCCUCAAAGCACACCAGUGCGUUCCGGCCGGCGUGGCAACCCCAUACACGUGCUCUACGUGUGGAGCGACCUUCAAACGCCACACUACCCUGAAGAAGCACACGCUCAACAAGCACCCGAAGCAACACCAGUCCCAUUGCUGCACCCACUGUGGGCGGUUCUUCAGCCAGGCUGGUGGCCUACAGCGCCACCUGGAGGCAGAAGUGUGUAAGGACGUCCAGCUGAGUUCCGAAGCCUAUCCCUGCUCCUACUGCCAGUUCUCCUUCACAGAGGAGAGGUACCUCCAGAAGCACAUUAAGAGACACCACCCUAACGAGUAUGUCUGUCUUAUGGGUUCGAGCCAGGCCCUGUCAGGGUCAGUCGGAGCGGGCGAGGUCCACCUCUGCUUUCAGUGCGGGAAGAGCUACAAGUACGCUCAAAGCUUCAAAGCUCACCGGUGUUUCCGCUCCGUGGAGGCCAAACUGAACUUAUGCGACGAGUGCGGGAAAGGUUUCUCUUGUCUUUACAGCCUUAAGCAGCAUCAGAGGAUACACACGGGAGAGAAGCCGUACCGCUGUACUUUCUGCCAGAAGGGUUUCACCCACUCUGGACAGCUAAACGUGCACGUGAGGGUACACACAGGGGAGAGGCCUUUCCUGUGCACCGAGUGUGGCGAGAGUUUCCGUCAGUCCGGGGAUCUGAAGCGACACGAAAGGAAACACACGGGAGUGAAACCCUGCACCUGUCCCGAAUGUGGGAAAAGCUUUAGCCGUCCUCAGAGUCUGAAAGCUCACCUGCUGUUGCAUAACGGAGAGCGCCGGUUCAAGUGUGAGCAAUGCGGGAAAAGAUUUUCACGAAGUUAUCACCUUACCAGGCACCAUGAAAAAAUGCACUCGUAAUUUGGAUGGAAACACAGCUGCCUGUUGUUGUUUUGUUCAGCACUUAAGUCAUCUUUUGGUUGAUACUUUUGUUUGACACAAGCAAAACGUUGUUACUUGGAAUCAACAAUAUGCAAUUUAAAUUCAAUUUUGGUUCAAACUUGAUUGUCCCUGAAGCAAAUUUGAGACUGAUCUUAAGAAAAAGGAAGCUGUUUUCAUAAAAUAAAAUUACUGACUUCAGUAU
Messenger RNA from Esox lucius (northern pike), 3511 nucleotides. RefSeq names its product zinc finger protein 665. Gene Ontology annotation, cellular component: nucleus. The record is from RefSeq and is a predicted model, not a curated record. The transcript is spliced from 7 exons. Gene Ontology annotation, molecular function: protein binding; histone methyltransferase activity. Bases 583 to 3288 code for a protein of 901 amino acids. Lineage: Eukaryota; Metazoa; Chordata; Actinopteri; Esociformes; Esocidae.